GAGCGACCCCCGCGUCCUCCCUCAGCUCCGUCCGGCCCGCUGUGAGGGGAGGGGGCUCCGGCAGAGUGCCCCUGGGGCAGCCAGCCCCCUCCGCCGCGCUCUGCUUGGCCUUGGGUGCAGGAGGGUGCCGGGUGUCCCCGGCACGGGCCCCCGCGGGAUGAAUGUGUUAUUAACAGGAUAAACUGUUAUUUAUGGAGGGGAGCACCUCCAGCUGCUCAGGGGAAGCUGUAGCGGGUCCCCAGGGCAGCGCUACCCCCGCCGCCCUCGCCCCGACUGCCAUAGACUUGAGGAGCGAAGUUCCUUAGAGAUAGCCCGUAAUAAAAAACGAACGAGGUUAGCUCCUGGCGGAGGAAAGGAUGAGUUAUUCCUGCAGGAAUAACUCCUCCACCUGCCUCAGGGAAGUGUGCGCUGUGCCGCUGGCGGGGGAAGGCUGCCCAGGGGCUCUGGGGCAGCAGAGGCCAUGUCUGAGGCUGCUGCCGGGGAGCGGGGGCCGCAGGAGCGCUGCAGGAUCCCCCGAGAGCACCCCACUGACCUGGGGCCCAGCGGGCACCAGCCCCAGACUGGGCGAGGUCAUUGAGGGUGUGUAUUUUGUAUAUUUUAGCUCUUGGGGUCCUGCCAGCGAAUCUUUGGGAGACAGCAGAAGAGCUUAUUCUGGGAGUCCAGAGCCAGAUGCUGUAAAUGCUCUAAAUUACGUGGGGCUCAUUAAAGCAGUGGGCUUAGAGCCUUUCUGAUUCGCUAUUAAGAGCAGAUUGUGUUGAUGGACAGUACCAGGUAACACCAACAUGUGAAUGGCAAAUGCAUAUAUACAAAAAUAAGGAAACUAAGGCCUUAAACCCAAGUCCCAUCAGACAAGCAUAUUAUGAGUUUUCAGAAUGACCUCCUUGGCUGACAUGCCCCCAAAUUAUGAGAUGAUGUUUGCUCAUCGAUUCACAUCGGAUGAUGAAGAAUACCAAGAAUAUCUAAAACGCCCUGCAGACCCCCCUCCUAUUGUUGAAGAAUGGAGAAACAGAUCUGGUGGCAACCAGAGAAACAGAGACCGGUUUCAAGAUGGCAGAUACUUUAGAGGGGACAGAUACAACUGGCAAGGUGACUACAGAUUUAAUCAGAGGCCAGAUAGAGGCUGGGGUAACAACUACCAGCAGCACAGACAAGGCCAAUCCUACUCAUCCCACUACGGACAAUAUGGCUACAACUCCUACAACCCAGGGCCUCGUUACCAUCCCUACUGAUAUCCUUGUGGGCUGAAAGUCCAGUGAUGCUAUAUAACAAAUUCAGUUAGAUUUUAGUUUUCUUAUUUUUUCCACUGUUUUAUAGAUAACUGAAGAAUCAGUGUUACAAGUGCAGUGCUGUUUUUCUGUCGUGUGAAAUGAAAAAGGGAACUCCUUUUAUGAAUAGUAAAAGCGUAUUAUAUGGGGUUUGUUUAAAGGCUGUAGAUUUUAGAUUAAAUUUUUAUCUCCUUCUUUUGUCUGAAUAUGUAUUGUGAAGGUUUUUCUUCCAUCACUGAGAUUUCUCUGUUCUAUUUUAGAAACCAAAACAGGUGAGGGAAGGACGGGAUAGCUGUGGUUUGUAUGCAGCCUGUAGCAGUGGCACAUUGCCUUAAGAUAGCUCUUUUUGAAACUAACAUACUGUGUCUUUCUGUGGAGAGAAUUUCUUAGUUUGGCUUUUUACUGUGAGAAGCUCAGUUUGGUUUGAAUUUCAGAUGCCUUAAAACUGAGAAGAGAGAUCCUAUUACUGAAAUAUUUUAUGGGGUCACCAUACUGUCUGUUGGCUCAAUGGCUUCAACGCAUUUGCAGUAUUCCUCCUGAAGUGUGGUCUAAAAGUUGGAUAAAAAAUAAGUAGUUAAAUUUGCAUCUUCUUGUAGCAGUUCAGUGAUAUAUAAGUUUUACCUGAGAAAGAAUAUUGAACUUAGAUUAAUCUGUGUCAUCUUCAAAUAAAUUCGGUGUGUGCAAAAUAAAUUUUGGAAUUCCCAUUUCAGUAAAGCUGUAAAACUUUGAUGCUGUUGUAGUUUGUAUGAAAUACUUUGUGCAUGUUAUAGAAAAAAAGAACUAUGAUCAGUACUGGUCUGUACUUUUUUCUGUAUGGGAAAAUAGCAUAAACAGUGCAGAGUGUUACUCAGUUCUUAGAAUUUAAGAUUUAUGGGGUUUUUUAAGUAUUCACACAAUAAAAGUAUAGUUCACAUGAAA
This is a messenger RNA of Motacilla alba alba, 2183 nucleotides long. RefSeq names its product RNA guanine-7 methyltransferase activating subunit (gene RAMAC). Gene Ontology annotation, molecular function: RNA binding. The transcript is spliced from 3 exons. The coding region runs from base 873 to 1229 and encodes 118 amino acids. NCBI's taxonomy places the organism in Eukaryota, Metazoa, Chordata, Aves, Passeriformes, Motacillidae. Gene Ontology annotation, biological process: RNA 5'-cap (guanine-N7)-methylation. The record is from RefSeq and is a predicted model, not a curated record.